AUGAAUUUUGUCUGGUUGAGUGUCCUGCUCUUACUUCUUCAGUCUCCAGAAUCCAACAGUCAGCGUUCGCACAGUUACUGGAUCCUCAAGCCCAACGUGCUAGUGGUUGAUAUCAACCUGAACAGCAGUGCACAGACUCUGAUCGAGUUAAAGUGCGGGGAUGCCUUUGAGGGCCAGGAGAUCUUCUGGAGGAACGAGGGUAGAGAGAUAAGUCAGCGUGGGAACCGGGUGCGGGUCAUCACUGAGGAGAUGAUCGGAGGGAACUACACGUGUCACGACCAAGCCGGGCAGCUCCUCAACCACACGCUGGUGCUGGUGCAGGUGGAGCGCUCGCAGCAGCGGAGGAGGAUCCUGGACGGCUACAUUCAGUGCACGUCGAAGAACUACAGUGGGACGUUUCACUGCUCGUGGAGGUGGAGCGAAAUGCGGAAAGGAUCCGUGGUCUCGAUCAGUGCCGUACGGUCUUCGAGUGUAAGUGACAUCCUAUGCUCCCUGGACAGUGACCAGUCUGGAGUCACAUGUCUGGAUGGCUUACAUUGCCCCUAUGCAGAAGAGGCGGAUUACAUCACCCUCACUGUGUACGUCAGAUACUGGUACCGCGUGGAAAAAUACUUCAGGCAGUUCUACAUCACUGAAAUAGUGAAGCCCGAUAGGAUCACGGUUGAAAAGACCAGUGAAAGCACAGUGAACUGGACCUACCCCAGAACAUGGAGUCUCCCCAGGUCUUAUUUCCCCCUCACGUUUCAAGUUAAAGUGGUUCCGCAGAAGAAGCACUGUAACUACGAAGCAGGACCAGGCGAAGUGCAGGUGAACCUUACAGAGGAACAAAGUUUCCCAGUUAAUGACAGAAGGAAAAAAAUCGCUUUCUGUAUCAGAGCCCAAGACACGUUUACAAAAUCUAGCUGGAGCGACUGGAGCAAGACCAAGAUGAAAAAAGCCGAAAUGAAGACUGUAAGGAGAGAGCGACUGAAGAAACCGAGGCAUAAGCAAUUAUGACAAAGCUGAUUUGGUUCCUUCGUGGUGUCAAGAAACAAUGGACCAAUUAAAUAUUUAAGCAAUAUAUAUAUAUAUAUAUUUUAAACGGUAUGCUAGGAGAGGUAAAGGAUUUCCACGUGGUAAUUUAAUAUUUAUACAUAUGUUGGUAUGCUGUUUGUGAAAUGAAGUCAUUGAAUUGCUGUGUGUUGUGCAGACUAAUAAAGAUUCUCCGUGUCGUUUUGCUCUGUGUGAAAUUAGCUUUAAUAACAGCCUGAGAGCAUUUAAUUCAAACUUUUGUGAGUUUAUUGUGUAGCCACU
This is a messenger RNA of Brienomyrus brachyistius, 1293 nucleotides long. Its product is annotated as interleukin-12 subunit beta-like. Gene Ontology annotation, molecular function: protein binding. The transcript has 8 exons. Lineage: Eukaryota; Metazoa; Chordata; Actinopteri; Osteoglossiformes; Mormyridae. The record is from RefSeq and is a predicted model, not a curated record. Bases 1 to 996 code for a protein of 331 amino acids.